This is a messenger RNA of Zingiber officinale, 1555 nucleotides long. Its product is annotated as vesicle-associated protein 2-1-like. The record is from RefSeq and is a predicted model, not a curated record. The transcript has 8 exons. Gene Ontology annotation, biological process: endoplasmic reticulum membrane organization. Gene Ontology annotation, cellular component: plasma membrane; endoplasmic reticulum membrane. NCBI's taxonomy places the organism in Eukaryota, Viridiplantae, Streptophyta, Magnoliopsida, Zingiberales, Zingiberaceae. Bases 208 to 894 code for a protein of 228 amino acids.
CCGUCGUCGUCGCCCUGAACUGGGCUCCAAGCCAUUCCAUUCCUCCUCCCAAAUCGAUCGCCCGAGACUUCGGCUUCCUUACUCCUGCUAAUCUCGUCUCUUACCGAGAUUCCUCGCCUUCUUCGACUUCCUUUACAUCCCCACCUCCGCCUCCUACUGAGAUUUCACCUUUCUUCUUCUGCUACACCUCCAAAGUCCAAUCCACCGAUGCGCGUCGGCGGCCAAAUGAUCUCCGUUUACCCGGAAGAGCUCAGCUUCGAAGUUGAGUUGGAGAAGCCAUCGCCCUGCAAUAUCAAGGUCGUCAACAACACGGAGCAUCAUGUCGCCUUCAAGGUGAAAACGACGUCUCCUAAGAAGUAUUUUGUUCGACCUAAUGCAAGCGUGGUACAACCUUGGGACUCAUGUACCGUGACAGUCACCCUCCAAGCUCAGAAGGAGCUCCCUCCGGAUAUGCAAUGCAAGGAUAAAUUCCUCAUUCAGAGUGCUAAGGUUCCCCCGACUAACGAUAUCGAUGAAAUCCCUAAAGACACAUUCAAUAAAGAUGGUGAAAAGGUGAUAGAGGAACUCAAACUUAGGGUUGUUUAUAACCCCCCCUCGCAAAACGGAUAUGAAAAUUUGGAAGAAGAAUCUGGUCUUACUUCUUAUAAGAGCAGAGCAUCUAAUGUGUUGAAAAAUUCAAGUUCUGAUGAGGCAUUGCAACAGUUGAAGGAAGAACGUGAUUUUAUUGUUCAUCAAAAUCAUCAGUUCAAAAGGGAAUUGGAAAUGUUGAACAAACGCCGAAGUCGCAAAACUGAUGCUGGUUUUUCCAUGACGUUUGCUGCAUUUGCCGGCCUCGUCGGCAUAACAUUUGGGUUCAUCCUAAACCUUCUAUUCACUGCAUCACCAACUUCAUGAACUGUUACCAGACCUUGAGAGCUUAAUCAAGUUUGCUUAUAUCCACGACCACCUCACUCUUCUGUUUCAUUAACCAUGUCUUUUCUCCCUCGUUUGCUGCACUAAAAAAGGUGCGUUGAAAUUUCAUUAGUUUCGACAUUCUCCUGUUCAAUUCAGUGGCUUGUGUGUUUGAUCUAAACCCGUGGGAAAGAAGGAACCCUAGAAGAUCAUUGAUUUGUAUACAUUGUGAUUUUACUCCGUUCUUAGAAUGUGUAUCAUGUUUCUUGAUUUUGAUUAAGACUGUACUAUAACAUUCCAGAUUAUGUUUGAGGUAAAUGCAUUUAACUCAAAUGAUAACGCAUGAUCCAUUUGACAUUUAAAUAAACAAUAAUCUCAGCCAAAACAAAAUUAUAAUCCACAUUAUUUAUCAUGCAAACUGUAAAUUAAUUUGACUAGCACGAUAUUGGCAAUCCAUGGCAGUUAAUUUAAAAUAAAACUAGAAAACCGUUUCUUAGCUUUCUCGGUUGGACUUUAAAGAACCUGAUUUAACCAAACCAUGUAUCAUAGAUUCACCAAACAUUAAAUAGCACUGAAGAUGAUAAUGCAGUUCGUGGAGAUCCACAACUACAGUCAUAAAGCACAACAUGAAAUCUCAAAUGACCAAGACACUAGGGUUCUUAGG